Silurus meridionalis is the source of this 1320-nucleotide messenger RNA. RefSeq names its product endonuclease domain-containing 1 protein-like. The transcript is spliced from 2 exons. Gene Ontology annotation, molecular function: hydrolase activity; nucleic acid binding; metal ion binding. Lineage: Eukaryota; Metazoa; Chordata; Actinopteri; Siluriformes; Siluridae. Bases 161 to 1084 code for a protein of 307 amino acids. The record is from RefSeq and is a predicted model, not a curated record.
UCUUUACACACUUCACAUACCCCACAUGCAUACCUCUACACAAAACACCAUUUAUAAACCUCUCACAUACCUCUCACACACUCCCCAGACACUCCUCACACACACCUAAAACACCUCUCUCACACACACACACACACAUCACGUACCCCUGUGUGUCAGGAUGAAGCUCCUUCCUCUGGUGCUCCUGCUCUCCAUCGCCCCACUGACCCUGACGGAGGUUGUGAAAGAUUUUGGUAGAUCAAAGUGUUCCAAGUUCUUCUUCCGAGGCUCGAAUAAAAAGAGCAUCAUCACCCCGACUGCUUUCAAGGGGAAUCAGUAUAAGCAGAUUUGUCAGCACUGGAACAAAGUUUACAGAUUCGCAACACUCUAUGACACUCAGCGGAGGAUCCCCGUCUACUCAGCCUACAUAUUAACUGUUCAGAAAGAAAAGAUGAACCUGUCUCUUCCUGAAAACAACCGAAAAGAAGAGUGGAAAAAUGAACCCCAGCUGGAAAACAUUAAGAACAGUCCAGACAUGAGGAAGAUCUCUGACGCUGAGAUGGACACGUUUUUUCACCAGGCUGUCAACAGAGACUAUACAGAGAGCAGUAAAUAUACGAACGUUGCUUAUACACGAGGUCACGUGUUUCCCCGUCAGUAUGCUGCUAAUGAGGAUCAGGCAGAUUCUACCUUCACGUUUACUAACGUAGCACCACAAAGAAACUAUAGCAAUACCAGAUGGGCGGAACAAGUAGAGACGCGGAUGAAAAGAGAGAUAAAGAACAAGUGCCCCCAAAAACAUACACAUCCGGCUUAUAUACUGACCGGAGUGGUUCCAGGGAGUAAAUUUAUCUCUAUAAGAAGAAAUAUUAAUAAUAAACCUAAAACAAUUGACAAAGGCAUUAACAUUCCCAGUUAUUUCUGGACUGCUUUCUGUUGUGUCACCAACAACACAACAUUUUCAAAGGCCUACGUCUCUCUGCAAAACGAUCCAAACGAUCAAACUCAUGAAUUAAUUGAGAUGAGUGUAAAUAUACUGAACUCUCAUCUCACCAGAUUGUAUAAACAAGAUUUCAGGGUUUAUGGCAGAUUUUGUUUGACUUAAUUUUCCUCCAAUCUCAUUUCCUUGAAUUCUCGAUUUAGACCUGAAACUGCUUCAUCCACGUUUUCUUACUGCACUGAUUCAUUAAUACGCUUCAUUUCACUUACAGGGACACUUUUAUUGUGCUUUGUGCUUUGGAUAACUUUUUAAUUGUAAGGAAUGUGAGGAAUAAAACAUUGUGUGUGGUUACAGUAAAUGAAUCCAUGACUGGGUGGAUUGAUGAAGCGCACUGAGACCAA